GUGUACCCCUAGUGAUUCCACCGUGGAAUCGUCACAACUCUGAAAUGGCGACACGUGUGCGAGGGACCCACCGUGUGUCAAGAAGGCUCCACGUUGGAUGAGAGAUGAAAAUUUUUCAAUAAAAUCAAGCGCCUUCUCUAUCUCCACUCUCUCUCUCUCUUUGGCGCUCCCCGUCCAGAUCCCUGUGCUCCGUCUCCCUCAGGCCGCGCCGACGCCGACGCCGACGCCGACGCCGACGCGGCCGCCGACGACCAACGCCCUAACCUCCGCCUCCGCCCUAGCCUCCGACGCCGACGACGCCUCCGUCGAGCCAGGUCCGCCGCUGCCCAUGAGCGACGUCCGUCGCCUCCCACGAGCGAGGUCCGGUGACGAUUCCACGGUGGAAUCACUAGGGUUGCUCCGGCGCACGCUCCGUUGCCAUGUUGCUGCUUCGGCUUUCCUUGCUCCCCGCCGUCACCUAGGAAGCACACCGCCCCGCUCCGACGAAGCAAAGCCCUCAUCCUCGACUCUCUCCCACCGGCGCUCGCUCGCUCGUUCCGUCUCUGCUCCGACGCAGCUUUCCUUCGCUGGGGUGGCCGAGAUCCGGGGAUCCCAUUUUGACUUAAUUCAGCCGCGGUCAAGCAUUGCCUUUGUUGGACAAGGGUCGUGAAGAGAGGGACGGCAAACAGAUGUGAAUUGUGUCUGAGCUAUUAUGGUCCACUGUCAUGAUAAUUUAUGAGUAGGUGCAGAAUGGCGAGUGGUCUGGAGCUUACGUGACCAAGAAUUCGGCCCUGCAAUCUUUGUGGUUGGUCCAGGGUGAAUGUGUUGUCUGCUGAUGUAUUAAAAUAGGAAGCAAGGGAAUAAAUUUUAUAAGAUAAAAUGUAAUUCAUUGCUUGUCGACUUUGGUUUCGGCCUUAGGAAAAAAUGAUGUAUUGUUCUUGUUUGUUGUUUAUCAUUGUUAAGUUUAAAUGAGAAUGACGUGCUUCGAUGUGCAUA
Messenger RNA from Syzygium oleosum, 975 nucleotides. RefSeq lists its product as uncharacterized. The transcript has 3 exons. The record is from RefSeq and is a predicted model, not a curated record. NCBI's taxonomy places the organism in Eukaryota, Viridiplantae, Streptophyta, Magnoliopsida, Myrtales, Myrtaceae. The coding region runs from base 98 to 649 and encodes 183 amino acids.